Molecule: messenger RNA, 1911 nt
Organism: Aspergillus novofumigatus IBT 16806
Lineage: Eukaryota; Fungi; Ascomycota; Eurotiomycetes; Eurotiales; Aspergillaceae
Product: putative MFS transporter Seo1
Exons: 5
Coding region: 430-1911 (493 amino acids)
Biological process (GO): transmembrane transport
Cellular component (GO): membrane
Molecular function (GO): transmembrane transporter activity
Source: RefSeq, a predicted model, not a curated record
UCAACAAGUACAAACAUCGAUGAUGAGAAGUCAACUUGAGGGAUCGGAAGGCUGAACCAGUGGCGAGAAAGCGAAACGAGCAGUAUGCGCUCUGAUAUCGCAUACAUAGGCUAGACAAGCACGUCUUAUCUCCACCUUCUAACACGAUCCUUGGCUCUCCGAUUCAUGCACAGGAGGUUCAUCCACGAAGUCGCACUCAACUUCUGUGCGUCAGAGCUCUGGAGAUAGGAGGGAACUUUCACAUCGUGCCGAGCAUGAUGCGUAGGUUCGUCACGUCAUUACUAUCGGUAGUGGCAUCUUAAUCGAGUCGAUAUAUUAUCCCUUCACAGGCUGCCAGUCAGGCCUAUUAUGGCCCAUAGCUCUAUCCUUCUCGAUCAUUAGACAACCGAUAAUCGCCGGAGAGUACCACUGGCGGAAAAAACCCCUGCAAUGGCUUCAGUGCAACGCAGAAAAUGGUAUCAGAUCAAGUGGUUUGCGGACGAUGACACGAAAGAGGAACGGCAGCUCAUCCUGAAGCUGGAUCUUCUGAUUGUUCCAUAUGCCUUUCUUGCGUACUGGACCAAAUAUAUAGACCAAUCCAACAUAAACAACGCAUAUGUUUCAGGUCUUUCAGAUGAUUUGAACCUGCACGGGAAUGCGCUCGUCCAUCUGCAGACAAUGUACACCGUUGGCGCAGUUCUAGGGCAAAUCCCUUUCGCGUAUCUCUUCACCAAAUUCCCAAUGUCCUGGGUCAUUCCGGCUUUGGAUAUUUCAUGGGGUGUGUUUACGUUACUGCAGUAUCGAGUGACCUCGUACGGGGAAUUGAUGGCUUACCGAUUCCUUGUCGGGUGGUUUGAGGCUGCAUUCUUCCCGGGCAUGCAUUACAUAUUCGGAUCUUGGUAUCGCGGGGAUGAAAUCGGCCGUAGAGGCGGCUGCUUUUAUGUUGGUCUCACUCUCGGAACGUUGACAUCGAGCUUAAUCCAAGCUGGCACGUCGGCAAGGCUUGACGGCGUCCAUGGGCUGGCAGGGUGGCGAUGGAUGUACAUUAUCUGUGCAGUCAUCACCAUUCCCAUUGGCUUGCUGGGAUAUCUGAUCUUACCAGGGACUCCUGACAAGCCAAAUAGAAUAGUCCUGAAACAGGCAGACAUCGAUCUCGCUAAAAAGCGGCUCCAACGAGCAGGACAUGGUGUACAGGAACAGUUCCGGUGGAAGGUGCUCUUGAACAUUGCUCGCAAUUGGAGAUUUUGGGCUUUACUCCUGCUGGAUAUUUUCUUCUGGAACGGAUGCGUCAACACCACUACAGGAGGUUAUCUGCUCUGGCUGAAAAGUCUCAAGAGAUUCUCGACCAGUCGCAUCAACGAGCUCAACGCGAUCUCUCCAGCAUUGGGGAUCUUCUACACACUCUUCAUCUGUUUUUCAUCGGAUCUUAUGUUCGGUCCUGCCUGGGCUAUCACCAUCGCACACACUUGGAACAUUAUUGGGCUGGUGAUACUCGUCGUGUGGGAUGUUCCCCAGUCCGCGCUCUGGUUUGCAUUUGCCACAACCUAUUCUGCAGUCGCUAUGUCCAGUGUGCUCUAUGGCUGGGUUAACAGUCAACUGCGAUACUCGCCUGUUGAACGAGCGGUGGCACUAAUCAUUUUGAAUGCUGUCUCUCAAUCAACGACCGCGUGGACACCCUUACUGGUUUUCAAGACCGUCGAGGCUCCUCGAUUCACUAAGGGGUACUCCUUUGUACUCGGCAAUGCCAUAUGCUUGAUUAUACUGGCGCAUGUCAUUCAGUUCUUUUCGAAACGAGAGGAGUAUGCACUCUGGGAAUCUCGAAAAGAGCAGCAGGCAACUCCGACAUCAGCGACUCAGACGAAACCAGGGAUCUUGAGCCUGGCGAUAGAACAAUCAUGCAGGUCUAUCCUGAGAAGUAGAUGGAAGCGAUAA